UGAAUUCACCUGCAUUCAGGAAAAGCAGCUUAAUUUAACUAACAUUUUUUUCUAACAUUCAUGUGGUGCACAUUAUGUAACGCACCACGGUCUCUCGCUGUUAAUAUAAGAAGACAACUGUGUCCAGUUGAGAGUAGUCGAAUCGCAGUCUCCGAAACAUUUGUGACAAUAACGCAAGUAGUUUACUGUAUUAUAUGCGCAGUAAUAUGCCAAAGAAAAUGGAAAACGAGCAAGGUGACGCGGUGGUGAUAUCGGGAAUUGCUGGCAGAUUUCCAAAGUCUAAUAAUUUAACGCAAUUUCGAGAAAAUCUUAUGAACAAGGUGGACCUUAUCAACGAUGAUGAUCGCCGUUGGAAUACAGAUCAUCCAGAUAUCCCACGACGAGCUGGGAAGAUAAACAAUAUUGAAAAAUUUGAUGCUCGAUUCUUCGGCGUACACUUUAAAGAAGCCCAUUCUAUGGAUCCUAUGGCGAGAAUGUUAUUGGAACAUACUUACGAAGCUAUUAUUGAUGCUGGCGUUCAUCCUGGGAAACUUCGUGGCACUAACACCGGAGUUUUCAUUGGUAGCUGCUACAGUGAUACAGAGAUAACAUGGGUCUACUCGGAUUCACCGGUAAAUGGGUUAGGUCUACUGGGUUGCAGUCGCUCCAUGAUGGCCAAUCGGAUCUCUCUUUGGUUUGGAUUUAAAGGACCUAGCUAUGCCGUAGACAGUGCGUGCAGUUCUAGUCUUUUCGCUUUAGACCAUGCGUAUAAAGCAAUUAGAACUGGACAAUGUGAUGCUGCGAUCGUUGGAGGAUGUCAUUUGUGUCUUCAUCCAUUUGUGACUCAACAGUAUUUUCUUCUUGGAACGCUUUCCCCUGAUGGAAGGUGCAAAGUAUUCGACGCCGAGGGAAACGGAUACUGUCGUAGUGAAGCGGUGUCCACGAUUUAUCUUCAGAAAUCGAAGGAUGCCAAACGUAUCUACGCGCAGGUUGUUCACGUAAAAACAAAUUGCGACGGUUACAAGGAAGAGGGCAUUACCUAUCCGUCGAUUAAAAUGCAACGUAUCUUAUUGGAACAAUGUUACGAAGAGUGCAAAGUUUCGCCAUCUGAUCUGGCUUUCUUAGAGGCACAUGGUACUGGAACCAAAGUAGGUGAUCCUGUGGAAGUUAGUGCAGUAGAGAAGGUAUUCUGCCCAGGACGAAACACCCCGCUUAGAAUUGGCUCAGUUAAAUCAAACUUGGGUCAUUCAGAACCAGACAGUGGUCUUUGUUCCAUCGCUAAGGUAUGUCGUAGUCAGAGAUUCUCCUACUAGAUG
Molecule: messenger RNA, 1295 nt
Organism: Neodiprion virginianus
Lineage: Eukaryota; Metazoa; Arthropoda; Insecta; Hymenoptera; Diprionidae
Product: fatty acid synthase-like
Exons: 4
Coding region: 195-1292 (365 amino acids)
Biological process (GO): fatty acid biosynthetic process
Molecular function (GO): fatty acid synthase activity; 3-oxoacyl-[acyl-carrier-protein] synthase activity
Source: RefSeq, a predicted model, not a curated record